Camellia sinensis is the source of this 1107-nucleotide messenger RNA. RefSeq lists its product as uncharacterized. The record is from RefSeq and is a predicted model, not a curated record. Gene Ontology annotation, molecular function: catalytic activity. Lineage: Eukaryota; Viridiplantae; Streptophyta; Magnoliopsida; Ericales; Theaceae.
AUGGAGAUGUUCUUCAACUGUAUGGGGUUUACUGCUUCAGCUCAUGUUGACCUAGUUGGCCGGAGUGGCAGUAUCUGGAUGCUCUGGAAUCCCAUUCUGGUAAAUGUGCGAGUUGUUGAGGGUAGUUCACAACAAAUCACAACUACUAUUUCUAGACAAGACUAUCAAGACUGGUUACUUUCAGCUGUCUAUGCAAGCCCCAAUGCCAGGAAGAGAGAUGAGCUUUGGGAUCACCUUGAGGCCAUUGCUCAAUCUAUGAAGGAGCCUUGGCUAGUAGCUAGUGAUUUUAAUGAUUUCACCUCUGCUAGUGAAAAAAGAGGCCUAUACCAAUCCAACAGUCAGAGUAUAAGCCAAGAUCAGAGAAGAAGUAGGAAAUUUAAUGAAAGACUUAACAACUGCAAUCUCAUGGACUUGGAAUGUAUUGGUCCACGACUGACUUGGAGUAACAACAGAAAAGGCUGGGCCAACACAAUGGUUAGACUGGAUAGAGCAAUGUGUAAUACUGAAUGGAGAACCACUUUUCCUGAUGGAUCUGUUUGGAACCUUCCUCGUACAUACUCAGACCACUCUCCCAUGAUGGUAUUCACUCAAGCCCCCUCUCUGAGUAAAAAACUUGAAACUCUAGCCCAUGAUGCUACUAUUUGGAAUAAAAAGGUCUUUGGUAACAUUUUCAGAAGGAAGAGAUGGUUGUUGGGGAGAAUUGAAGGGAUUCAACAAUCCCAAGCUCAUAAUUACUCUUAUAAUCUCCACAAUCUUGAAAUUGAUCUUGUGGAUCAAUAUAACAAAAUUCUUUAUCCAGAGGAGCUACUAUGGUUCCAAAAAUCUAGAGCCAAAUGGAUUACUCAAGGUGAGAGAAACACUAGGUUUUUUCCCCUUACUACUCUGGCCAAACGUAAGAGAAGGAAGAUUGAUAUGCUUAAGAAUGACAAUAGAGAUUGGGUGGACCAACCUGAUCAACUUAAAGACUUGAUUCUUAAUUACUUUACGAAUCUCUUUAACCAGACCCCCAACUGCUCUUUGGAGCACUGGAACAAUCUGGUGGCUUGCAAGCUAACUCUUGAGGAUAAUACUAAACGUACUAAAGCUAUCACUGAUGAUGAGGUGUAG